AUGUCCUUCUCAAAUCUUGUUUCCGACAUCGCAUUUCGCGACUCAAACGCAGAUGAGCGUGGUUCAACAAUCUCCCAUGCCCAGUCACGCGCUGCUCGAUCAUACGCCAGCACCACAGCCACCAGUGUCAGCAUCUCUGGAGAUAUCUCCAGCCAACUCCAUGCUGGAUACAGUCACCCACUGAGCCGAUCAUGGCAAGCAGAGCGCCAAUUGACAAAGGAAAUGCUCAUCUACCCGCUCUUCAUAACCGACAACCCCGACGAAGAAACACCAAUCCCCUCCCUCCCAAACCAAUACCGCCGAGGCGUCAACAAACUAAUCCCCUUCCUCGCCCCUCUAAUCCGCAAGGGCCUAAGCUCAGUAAUGCUCUUCGGCGUCCCCUUACACCCCUCCGCAAAAGAUGCCCUCGGCACAUCCGCCGACGACCCCUCCGGCCCCGUAAUUUCCGCAAUCCGACUCCUACGCACCCGAUUUCCAAAACUCUACAUAACAACCGACGUCUGUCUCUGCGAAUACACAUCCCACGGCCACUGCGGUAUCCUCCGCGAAGAUGGAACCCUCGAUAACGCCCAAUCCGUCGACCGAAUCGCAGACGUAGCUCUCAGCCUACGCAAUCGCAGGCGCACACUGCGCGUCGCCCACCGCGUCCUCCUCAUGUCCUACUCUGCCAAAUUCAGCGGAUGUUUGUACGGCCCCUUCCGUGAUGCGGCAGGCUCUUGUCCCAGUUUUGGCGAUCGGCGGUGCUACCAAUUACCCCCCGGCGGACGGGGACUGGCGCGGCGCGCGAUUGUUCGCGAUAUGAACGAGGGGGCGGAUAUUAUUAUGGUUAAACCUGCUAGUAGCUACCUGGAUAUUAUUCGGGAUGCGAAGGAUCUAGCGCAGGAUUUGCCUGUUGCUGCUUAUCAGGUUAGUGGGGAGUUUGCUAUGAUUCAUGCAGGAGCCAAGGCGGGUGUUUUUGAUUUGAAGAGUAUGGCUUUUGAGAGUACUGAGGGGAUUUUGAGAGCUGGGGCUGGAAUUGUGGUCAGUUAUUUUACGCCUGAGUUUCUUGAUUGGCUGUGA
This is a messenger RNA of Penicillium cosmopolitanum, 1059 nucleotides long. Its product is annotated as porphobilinogen synthase HEM2. Gene Ontology annotation, cellular component: cytosol. The record is from RefSeq and is a predicted model, not a curated record. The transcript is spliced from 3 exons. Gene Ontology annotation, molecular function: porphobilinogen synthase activity; zinc ion binding. The coding region runs from base 1 to 1059 and encodes 352 amino acids. NCBI's taxonomy places the organism in Eukaryota, Fungi, Ascomycota, Eurotiomycetes, Eurotiales, Aspergillaceae. Gene Ontology annotation, biological process: heme biosynthetic process.